AUGGCGGAGGCUAUACUGACCGUGGUGACCAAGAUUGGGACAGUGGCUUUAAAUAAAGGAGUCACGGCUGUGGUAGAGAAGUUGGCGACAAGGCUUGAAAGUCUGAAGGAAUUGCCGGGCAAGAUUAAACGAAUUGAGAAAGAGUUGAGGAUGAUGAAUAACACAAUUCAUGAUUUCGGUACGAUACAUCUGAGCAACCAUAGGAAGAAGGGUUGGAUUGAUGAUGUGAGGAAGCUGGCCUACCGUGUGGAGGAUGUAAUUGACAAGUAUUCGUAUGAGGCCCUCAAGCUCAAGGAAGAGGGCUUCCUAAAUAGGUACAUGUUCAGAGGUACGCGACAUGUAAUUGUUUUCGGUAAGAUUGCUGAUGAUGUGACAGAGAUAGAGGAGGAGAUCAAGCACAUAAAUGAACUGAAGAAAAGCUGGAGCGACGAACCUACACAAAUAGAGCAUGCAGAAAUUGAUCGGACGAGGUCCGGAAGCUGUUUUCCAGAGCUUACUAGUGAUGAUGAUCUUGUGGGAAUUGAAGAAAACAGGAGCAAGUUGACUGAAUGGCUGACCAGCGAUGAGAAAGAGAGCACAGUGAUCACAGUUUCCGGUAUGGGGGGCCUGGGGAAGACAACCCUUGUGAAGAACGUGUUUGAUCGGGAGAAAGCCAACUUCCCUGAUUUCAAUGCUUGGAUCAUGGUCUCACAGACAUAUGAUGUGGCUGAUCUGCUGGGAACAUUGCUCACCAAGAUACGACGGCACACGCAGCAGCAGUCUGCGUUGCCUGCUACUGUGGACGGCAAAGCUGAUGUCUUUGAGCUAACAGAGGCAAUCAACAAGAUACUCAAACACAGGAGAUUCCUAGUCGUGCUUGAUGAUGUGUGGAAAACAGAUGCAUACACUCGGAUGCGCAGUGCAUUCCAAGGUGUCCAAGGAAGCCGUGUUAUCAUCUCAACACGGAAGGAAGAUGUCGCGGCCCUUGCUCCGGUAAGACGUCGCCUGCUACUCCAGCCAUUGGGGGCCGCCGAGUCUUUCAAGCUGUUCUGCUCCAGGACUUUCCGCGAAGACGGCGAGUGCCCUUCGGAGCUCCACACCGUGGCUACAGCCAUGGUCGAGAGGUGCCAUGGCCUGCCGCUAGCCAUUGUGUCCGCCGGCGGCCUGCUAUGCACGAAGCAACCAACGGAGCACGCCUGGAACCAGAUGUACAAACGCCUACGGAGCGAGCUGCGGGAAACCGACCAUGUCCGGGCUAUACUUAACCUGAGCUACCAUGACUUGCCGGGUGAUCUGAGGAACUGCCUCCUGUACUGCAGCCUGUACCCUGAGGACUACCCAUUGUCACGGGAGAGCCUCGUGCGGAUGUGGGUCGCCGAAGGGUUCGCGACACCGGUAGAGCACAGCACAGCGGAAGAAGCAGCCGAGGAGAAUCUCAUGAACCUCAUAGGCCGCAAUAUGCUGGAGGUUGUGGAGAGAGAUGAGCUCUACAGGGUCACCAGCUGCAAGAUGCAUGACAUUGUCCGAGACCUGGCUCUUGCUGUUGCUAAAGAUGAGAAGUUCGGUUCCGCCAACGACCAGGGCGAAAUGAUGCACAUGGAUACAGAAGUUCGCCGGUUCUCAACAUAUGGUUGGACAGAUGGCAACACAGCAGCUGCUGCGGGGGUGGAAUUCCCACUACUUCGAACCAUCAUCUCGCUCUCCGCAGCUUCUUCCUCCACCAACAUGAUCUCCUCAAUUCUCACUGGAUCCAACUACCUCAGUGUUCUCGAGCUCCAAGACUCUGCAAUCAACCAGCUGCCAGCAACCAUCGGGAAUCUGUUCAAUCUCCGCUACAUCGGCCUAAGGCGCACCAAUGUUGAGUCCUUGCCGGACACUAUAGGGAAGCUCUCCAACCUGGAGACACUAGACGUCAAGCAGACGAGAAUACAGAAGCUACCUCCAGGAAUUGUCAAGCUUGUGAAGCUGCGGCACCUCUUAGCUGACAGGUUUGCUGAUGAGAAGCAGACGGAGUUCCGCUACUUCAUCGGAUUGGAAGCGCCUAAAAUGAUCUCCAAGCUGCUAGAAUUGCAGACUCUUGAGACCGUCCAUGCCAGCAAGGAGCUGGCACAGCAGCUGAAGAGGAUGAACAAGCUGGAUACUGUUUGGAUUGACAACAUCAAUGCACACAACUGUGAUGAUAUUUUCCAUACCCUGUCAAGUAUGCCCCUGCUCUCUAGCUUACUCCUCUGUGCAUGUGAUGAGAAGGAGGUACUUAGUUUCCAAUACCUCAAGCCGACUUCCAAGAAGCUCCACAAGCUAAUUGUCCGAGGCGGUUGGGCCCAUGGGACACUCAACUGUCCGAUAUUUAGUAGCCAUGGGAAGCAUCUCCGGUAUCUGGCUCUAAGUUGGUGUGAUCUUGGGCUGGAAGACCCGCUGCAGCUGCUAGCAUGUCUUGUGCCAGAUCUCACUUAUCUCAGUCUCAACAGGGUGAGCAGUGCAAGCACAUUGGUUAUAUCUGAAGGGUGCUUUCCAAAGCUCAAGACGCUCGUCUUGAGGCGCAUGCCUAAUGUCCAGCAACUGGUGAUUGAAGUGGGUGCCCUGCCGGGCAUUGAUGGGAUCUACAUCGUGUCUCUCUGGGGGCUCAGUAUUGCCCCUCGCGGCAUUGAAUCCCUUAGAUCCUUGACCAAGCUCUGGAUGCUCAGUCUGCACAAGGACUUCAAGGCUAACUGGAUCGCGGACAAGAUGCACGGCAAGCUGCAGCACGUUCCAGAGCUCCGUACCUAG
Messenger RNA from Triticum turgidum subsp. durum (durum wheat), 2745 nucleotides. NCBI's taxonomy places the organism in Eukaryota, Viridiplantae, Streptophyta, Magnoliopsida, Poales, Poaceae. The record is from the annotation of a GenBank genome assembly.